CCGCAGCUCCCUCCAAGCUGUCUGUGUUCCGUUUUGCUGAUGUAAGGUUGGCUGGUAAGGCCCAUACCGGCUUCUAUUUAUGUUUGCUGUUGCUGGCGAAUCUUAGAUUGUUCGAUUCGCUGACAUUGUGGAUAUGAUGUGCGGAUAAGGAAAGACCAUGUUCCCAAUUAUACACACAGUAAUGACAGUAUUUUUCUUUUAUCGUCGCAUUCAACGCUAUAACCUAGUGCACGUUAUCAGAAUGGCACCGCAACAAUUUGACAACAUCCUUUUCUCCGCCAUUCCCCACGGAUGCUGAUGUCAUGGCGAUGCUGUAAAUAUAGAGCCCUGUUUCGUUUGGAUACGAGGCGACACACUGGGAACCGUAACGGUUUUGUUGAAAGGUUCCCAAUGUUGAACAUGUCCACCCCCAGCGAGCUCAAGUCUCCCUGCAUGACUCGAAACGGCAUGGUCAAACUUCCCCCCCAACCUAACGGCCUGGGUAGCGCCAGCAUCACCAAGGGUACACCUGCCGCCAAGAACCGCCUGUGCCAGUCCUCCUCGGUGCCCUCCAUCCUGCCCCCACCAUCCCCCAUGCCCUAUCAUCACCUUGACCCCCUCAACCCCUUGCCCCCUACUGCUGUCUCGCUCCCGGGGGCUGACCUGGAUGGCAGCAGCCCCCUGAUGGGGCUCAAGCAUUCCCAGCUGCGCCAGCUGCCCCUCACCUUAACCAAGCCCCUGCUCCUGGAGCGCCAGCUGGUCCUGGACGAGAAGCUUCUAAACCGGCUGCUGUGGUACUUCACCACGGCUGAAAAGUGCAUACUGGCCCAGGUGUGUAAGACCUGGAGGAAGGUGCUAUACCAGCCAAAGUUCUGGGAUGGUGUGACGCCCAUCCUCCAUGCCAAGGAGCUGUAUGCCAUGCUGCCCAGUGGGGAAAAGGAGUUUGUCAGCCUGCAAGCCUUUGCCCUUAGGGGCUUCCAGGCCUUCUGCCUGGUGGGAGUGUCGGAUCUGGACAUAUGCGAGUUCAUUGACAACUACCCUCUGUCAAAGAAAGGUGUGAAGUCAGUCAGUCUGAAGAGGUCCACUAUAACAGAUGCAGGUCUCGAGGUGAUGUUGGAGCAGAUGCAGGGCCUAAUGCACCUGGAGCUGUCUGGGUGUAACGACUUCACAGAGGCAGGCCUUUGGUCCAGUCUUAAUGCACGGCUAACUUCCCUUAGUGUUAGCGACUGCAUCAACGUAGCAGAUGACGCCAUUGCUGCCAUCUCCCAGCUACUGCCCAACUUGUCAGAGCUCAGCUUGCAAGCCUAUCAUGUCACUGACACAGCUAUGGCCUACUUCACAGCUAAACAGGGCUACACCACUCACACUCUGCGGCUCCACUCGUGCUGGGAGAUCACUAACCAUGGCGUGGUCAACAUGGUGCACAGCCUGCCCAAUCUGACUGCACUCAGCCUCUCUGGCUGCUCCAAGAUCACGGACGAUGGUGUGGAACUAGUGGCUGAGAACCUACGUAAACUCCGCAGUCUGGACUUGUCCUGGUGCCCGCGCAUCACAGACAUGGCUCUGGAGUAUAUUGCCUGCGACCUGCAUAAGCUUGAGGAACUGGUGCUUGACAGGUGUGUACGGAUCACAGACACAGGUCUAGGGUACCUCUCCACUAUGUCCUCACUAAGGAGCCUCUACCUGCGCUGGUGCUGUCAGGUGCAGGACUUCGGUCUGCAGCAUUUGUUUGGCAUGAGGAGUCUGCGCCUACUCUCUCUUGCAGGCUGUCCCCUCCUGACCACCACUGGCUUAUCCGGUCUAAUCCAGCUCCAGGACUUGGAGGAAUUGGAGCUGACCAACUGUCCUGGGGCAACAGCUGAGCUCUUCAAGUACUACUCCCAGCACCUGCCUCGCUGCAUGGUUAUUGAGUAGGCCCACCAGCCUCUCCUGCUCCUUUUCCUCCUCCACCUAAUGACAACCACAUAGACAGCCACACUACCACCCUUCCUUGUGCGCCUGUGGCUUGUCUUCCCCCUUCACCUCUCCCCCCAACUCAAAAAGAUCUAUCCACGGACCGCCAGACAGAUCAUUUUAUUGGACACAGUUGAAUGAUAUUUUAGAAUAUCAUUUGAUUGUGAAUAUUUCAUCCCUCACCCCAGCAAAUGAUGAUGGAUGAUUCUUGAAUGGAUGGAGUUCUCUCUCCUGUUAUGAAACCAGAAGGGAAACGUGGGGAUGCCAUUCAAUGUCAGUGUCUGUGAAACACUGUUCAAAUAACAUUUACAGAAAAACAAAAAAAGGGGAUGGAAUUGGAACAUCCUGUGGAUUUACGAGGGAUGACAAUACGUUAGCAUUUAUGUUCAGUACAAAUACGGAUUUCAUCAAGA
This is a messenger RNA of Osmerus eperlanus (European smelt), 2345 nucleotides long. RefSeq names its product F-box and leucine-rich repeat protein 16 (gene fbxl16). Bases 292 to 1893 code for a protein of 533 amino acids. The record is from RefSeq and is a predicted model, not a curated record. Lineage: Eukaryota; Metazoa; Chordata; Actinopteri; Osmeriformes; Osmeridae. Gene Ontology annotation, molecular function: protein binding. The transcript is spliced from 7 exons. Gene Ontology annotation, biological process: SCF-dependent proteasomal ubiquitin-dependent protein catabolic process. Gene Ontology annotation, cellular component: SCF ubiquitin ligase complex.